Xyrichtys novacula (pearly razorfish) is the source of this 41527-nucleotide messenger RNA. Lineage: Eukaryota; Metazoa; Chordata; Actinopteri; Labriformes; Labridae. The record is from the annotation of a GenBank genome assembly.
GAGGAGGAUAAAGACGGCUGAAAAACAAGGCGAGGACGGAGGAGAGAAUAAAUAACUCUUUUGCCAUUGUCCCAUUAUUAAACCACGUCAAAAGCUGCUGGUGCUUGUAAUUACAUUUUGUGGUUCAAACAAAUACUUGGCAUGUAAACGGACUUUGUAAACUGAGCGCAAGAUCUCCAAUGUUAUGCAAAAACACAUAAGAGUAAGGAGAAAUGUUUUCACAGCAGGCUCGCAGUCAGAAAUCUGUGUCAGGUAAGAAGAUGUGGGUCAGACAAACCUAUUCAGUAAACACAGAUUUAAGCUUCUGGGUGAAUGUAGGUGCACAAAUAGAUGCAUAUGUGUGAUGCAUGAAGGCACAAUUAUACAUUCUCCAUACUGUGAAUGCCAGCACACGUGAAUUCACAGAAAUAAUUAGACAGCAAGAAUGGCCAGUGAGUUAACAUGCCACUCUUUAAACAUGCUGUCACUGAAUGGUUCCCUUUCUUUCUGCCUGGAUGAUAUAAUGGCUUUACACACCCUGAAUUACAGACACACCCUGCUGCUAUAACAACCAACCAAAAGGGAAAAAGGAAAAAGGAGAGAGAGAGACUAGGUCACAGUGAAAAAGAGAGCGGGAGGCAGUGAAAGGGAGGGAGAUAGUGAGGUCAGAAGUGUCCUUAUUUGGUAAUUCAUGCCUGCGUUUUAACCCUACAUGUUUUUUCUUUGCUCGGAUCUGUUUGUUUUCCGUCUUAUGCAAUUCCUGUGUAACUCAUGGGCUCUCUUGACACAUCAUUUUUUUGUAUGUGAACUUACUUGAAUGAAAGUUUAUUUACUUUGAUAUUUUUUCUAAUGUUAAAGUUCCCACUCUCUUUUUUUUUCACUCCCACUCAUUCCUCUCCUCUAAGCCUUUCUCAUCCUCAGGCAUCUGGUCCUGCUCAAGUAACGGGUGACAGAUUGACCUUUGACCUCCCAGUUGAAACUUCUGAUAUUUCCCAUCCAUCCCAGAGAAAGAGAGUGUGAUAUUUAUUGAAUUUUCCAGGCCAGCAUGCUGGAAGUUCAAUGUUUUGCUCUGUAUGCAUGUGAUGCCCAGCUGUUAAACAUAUAGGAAAACACAGACACAUUCCUCUCAUAAUGACACAUAGUGGACAUAAAUCACACAUUCAGUAGAGCGUGUGUUUUUCCUGUGUUUGUCCUGGAUGCCAGUCAUACCUUAAGUCUCGUAAUAAUGUGACUUUUUUGGAUGAACAGGCUCAGGAGUCAUCUGAAUAGGUAGUUUUCUAAUUGACUGUGCGUUUAUACCACUAACUCUAGCAUUGAGCCUUGUUGAAAGUUGAUGUCGCUGGCCUGCAGAACAGCAUCAUCAGUUCUGUGUCCGUCAUCACUGUCCGAGCAUGAAGAAAAGGACAAAACAUUGGGGGUCAAAUAUGAUCUCUUACUUACAAGGAUAACACUUAAUGUUUUGGCAGCCAUGAAAUUCAUAGUCCUUUUCAAACUGUGCUCACCUAAAGACUUAGUAUAAAACUGAUUAUUUAAUACUUAGGAUUUUCAUGAUAGUGCAGUGUUGCAAUAUUUUGUCAUACAGGUAACAGUGUUUACAUAGGUGUUGGUUUGUAUGUGUAUUUCAUCACCUUAUUAAAAUAAUGGCCUAUGUCACUUUUUGAAGAAAAUGAGUUUUUGGCCUAAAUCAUCUCUAAAGCUAAUUUUCGUCAAAAAUGACUUUGGCCAUUAUUUUUAUAGGGUGACGAUUUCUACACAUUAAGCCUUUCCUCCCAACAUUAAAUUGCUUUACCAUAAGCUAGAUGUUUCGAAUAUGAAUGUUAUUUUUAACUACCUGCUUCAAACAGUAGUACCCAAUAGCUAGCUAUUUUGUCUAUCUAUAUUUUAGCUAACUAUCCGAACUGUUUUACAAAUCAGAAUUUAUCUGGUCUUUUAUUUAGCUAUCUCUCACAGUUACUUUGAGCCAACGAUUCAAGCUAACUUUUGCAUGAUUAAGCGAAUUAUACAGGUAUCUUUUUGCUUGCUAUCUCAACAGUUUGCACCAUCACGUUAAGCCCCAAACUCAACCAUCUGUUUCAUGUAUCUAUUACUUCAAACCAGAAAUUUUGACUUUCAUGUAUCUUAUGGUUAACUUUUAAAACCUUAUAUAGUACCUCAAUAAAUAAAACAAUUACUUUGAGCUAUCAUCAGUUAUGCCAACAAUCUUAGCAAUCAGCACAAUCUAUCUAUGUAUAUUUUUAAUACUAUCUUUUUACCUUACUCUAGGUCAACUACUCAGAUCUAUUUCAAGAUCAACUUUUAUUUUGAAUUUUAUGUAUUAGUGGGCAAUAAACUUUUUUUUCUUUUUUUUUAUGUACUCCCAAAAUCUUACCAUUGUAUACAGUGUCUUAUUUGGUCCAUAUACCCCAGAUUGUAAGUCAUGCUCUUGAAAGUUUUCCAUUGUAGUUUAGGUACUCCUGGUAGAGCUGGUGAAUAUUUAAUUCAAUUUUUUCACACUGAAGAGCAAAAAAGAAAAAAAAUUCCAUUGUUAAUGCCUCCCUGCUGGUUGUGGUAUGCAUAUUGGCUCUAUGCCUCAAGUUCCACUCCGCAAAAUAGGCUCAGAUGACCCAAUCUCCCGGGAGAGUAUUUGAAGUAAACAGGUCCACAUUGUACCUUUCCAUUCCUCUGUGCAGACUAUGGCUGUGUCACUUCAGCUAUUUUUUUAACAUCAGUCCUUUCACUUACCUCUUUAGUUCAGUUUUCUUGCCGCACACUCCCUUUUUGUAUGGUUCAUUUUCUAUAUCCAAACUACACAUUUCUUUUCUAGUCACCUGUUGCUUUGCACUUGUCUUUAACUUGCCUAAACAUAUUCCCUUCUCUUUAUUGCAUGCACUUAAAAAGAAGUCAAGUGUUUUGGAAGAGCCAGUAAAAACAAAUGUCAGAAGUGAUUUAACGACUGAACAAGAGUUUUCCAACCUGACGUUAAUUAGGUUAUCACCUGCAGCGGUUCCCACGAACUGUUAGCAUGUCUGGUCACGAACCUAGGCCUACCUGUUUAAGAGAGGGAAAAUGAGUGCUGCACUUUAUAUUUUGUUGGGUUUGUUUUGAAUAAAUUAUGAAUUGGUUACAUUAGAGUAAAUUUUAACUACUACUAUCAUGUCAACAUACAAAUAUCAAAGCUUUACAAGACCUAAAGUGAGUUUUUGAAGAGUGCUUUGAACACAUCAGUCCUAAUAUUUACAUGCUGAAAGGACUCUGAAAGGUUUACCUCAAAUCCAUCCAAGUUAUUUGUUUUUACUUCGAGCUAGAUAAAUUGUUUGUGUAAAGUAGCUUUAAAAGUUGCCAAUUCCCCUAAGAGGGAAAAGUGGAGUAAAAUAUUUUCUUUAACCUUGCUAUGAUAGCUGAGUGUUUGAAACUGCCCAACAGUGAGAGUUUCAAGGUUCUAAAGCCCAGUAUCUACCCUGUCAAGUGUUCUUGAGCCAGACAAAACAUACUUAUCUGCUCUAGUGGGCCUAUCCUGUAGGCCUACCUGACCUCUGACCUCCUUUUGGAUUUGGGGUAAAUAAACUACUGUUCCUAAAAUAUAUCACCUUUAUUCGAGAGGAAACAAAGGCAAGUUUUAAGUUUCAAAAAAUACUGCAUGUGUUUUUUCUGCAGUAAAAGGAAAACUGCUCUGUCAGUGGGGUGAAAGUAUUUGAUAGAAAAUAAACACAUUAGAGAUGUGAUUAGUGGCCAAGAGUAGUGCAGACAGAUCUGCUUUCGUGGGUCCGUUUUGGCAGCAGAUACAGUGGGAAAUAGUUGAAGUCACCACUGCUACUUGUUCUCAAGCAGACAAAGGUCAGACUAGACCUUGUUGACACAUAAGGGUGAACGGGGAUGAUGCAGUCCAUCCUGAAAGUGGCUGGUACUUAUAUGGUCAUAAAAAUCCUUAGUAUGCACAUACCUUUCUCAUUAAGCACAGCUUUAUCUGUACCCUCUCCCCCCUCCUCUCAACUCUUUCAAGUUCAGUUUUUUCUGCUCCCGAGGCCUGCCCCAAUACUUCUUAUCCCCUCGAUUAGAGCCCGCCUCUUGAAUGAUUUAAUUGGUCUAAAUGGUCAAAGCGCGGCUGCCAUUGGGCACAUAGGCGGGACAUGGUGUCCGGGACCGGCCUCUUCCUGGACCGCACCCCGGGUACUGCUGUCUGCGCACUGAGUGAAAUUAGGCGAACCAGUCAGCAGGCAGCGGAGGAGGGAGGGCAAAAGGAAGAAGGGGAGAAAAAAAAAAGCCAGAAAGAGUGACUGAAGUAGAGAGAAAGAGAGGGAGGAAGCGAGCGACUGUAGUUUAGCCUGAACUCUCUGCGAAGCUGCUGUCGACAGGAAAAGAAGUUUAACUCGAGGCGACGCUGACUGAACCACCUGGUUGUUGUUAGCCACCCACAGAAAGGCGUCCUGCAACCAAAAAAGCAGGUAAUGUCUCUAACUUAAAUUAUUUCGUCUACCAUGCUUUCAGUACGCCUUAUUCCCCCAACUCAUUCAAUCUGCCCGUCACUCCAGCAAGUGCAGCAAACCAGGAAGCACGGUGCUAGUUCACUGCCGCAACUUCAGCAACCGCGCUGCACUGGGUGGAGUGGGAUCUCCUUAACAGAUUUGAGCUGAGGUUUUUUUAACUUUAACAUCUCACAAGUGAAGCUGUAUUAUUAUUUACAUUUAGGAACGCCUUCCUUGUGGUCUUAUUGUGAUGAAAUGGUCAUGAAAUGUAGCUUCAGCGUUGUGGCAGCGGCCGAAAAGCUGAAAGCCAUAACGGUGGAGACAGGAAGUGGUUCGGUUGAAUGAGUUGCAGAAAAAGGGGGCCGGUGAGGAGUUUUGAUUCAAGUGGAAGUAUCAGAAAAGUUAAUUCGCAGCGAUUAUACGCGGGUUUUUGGAUGUUAAACCGGGUGGUUUUAAUGAACGGUGUCUGGAUUUAACUUUUUGGUCGGUAAACGGUUAGAAACGGACGCCGUGUGUGGCCAGUAACAUGUCUGGCUCGCGGCAUGACGUCACCGUUUCACCGGUGGACCGAAAAAAAAACGGCGCUGUGCUUUUCCGCCGAAGACUCUUCAACCUCACAGAAAACUUCAUAAGUGCCUGUCUUUGUCUUUCAGUUUUUUAUCUCCCUAACCUUUAGGGAGUUUACACCUAACAAACCUAACAUGGUGAUGAAGUUCAGUCCCAUUUGAUUUGUUUCAUCAUGGUCUCUUUCUGUACCGUUUUUGUAGAUGGGAGUAGGGUAGAUAUUAUUAAAAAAUGAGCAGUAGGGUUGAAAAAAGUACCAAAAUGAUAUAUUCAAGUAUUAGUGCAUGUACUUAAAAGCUCCUGUGAGGAACUCUCCAUCCCUGUGAAUUCUUGCGCCCCCUGUGGACAAAGUUGUACCUCCGUUAUUCUCUAAUUUUACAAAGUCAUUUUUACAAUACCAUGAUCUUGUCCUAGAAAUCAAUUUUAGACUAAAGAUCUUGUGCUGUCAAUUACCUGGUGUGGCUCCCACCCCCUUACAGUAAUCACAGGCUUUAGAAAUUUCUGUAUAGGAAUCUUCAAGCAUGCUGCUGAUGGCUUUAUUUGCUUUCAUAUGUCUUGAAUAUGUAUUAGAAUGAAUUUCAUUAUGUUUAAUAAUAAGCUUAAAAAAACCUCCUAGGAACUUUAAAGCUUCUGUGAGGAACUUUCCAUUUGUGUCAGUUUGGCACCCCCUGUGGACCAACCAUCUAUGCGUAACUUGUCCUCUACAUGCUUUACUAGUGUCCUGACAAAAAAAAAAUAUAUAUAUAUAUUCAUAUGUUUAGUCACACUGGCUUCAGGCUGACCAUAUUGUUCGCAGCAUGAAAAGGCAUCAGUAUGAAUUUCAUUUGAGGUGACUUUUAUAACCAGUUAACAAGAAUUCCUCACAGGAGCUUUAAGUAGAAGUUAAACUACUGUUGAUCUGCUCAAACUAAGGAAGAAAUUGCUUUAUGCAGCCCCAAGUAGGGCUGCUCGAUCGCAGCAAAGGCAGAAAAUAUAUUAAAGUAAUUUGAAUUGAAUAUUCAAAAUCACUUUGAUAUUGAGAUGAAGGUGUUAUGAGCAUGAUUACGCAUUACAUGCACUCUUUAAUAUUCUAAACAUGUGUUUGUGAAUGCAUAAUGUAUUGGGAUGCAGGUCGAGGUUUCUCACUGUUCACUCUGGAUAUUGUCGGCCUGUUAUUGCUCCAUCCUCAUGCUCACUCUGUCCCUCUGCUUUACUAACGCACACUUGAUACUUUUACAAAGCUUCUGCAUUUUUAGUUUUUGUCUACAUGAUUAGACAGAAUGUUAAAUUGAAAGGUGCUCCCAAUAUUUUGUCCACUUGAUCAGCAAAUAUGAUGGGAGUAAAAUACCUUUUUAAUAUUAUACUCUCAAGCACACCAGCAACACCCACUACGAUUUCAUCAAUGAAUAUAAAGAACACUUAUAACCUGAAGGAUACAGAAGGACAAUACAGAAAGACAAUAUUAGCUGAUUUUUUGAAAAUUUUUUAGUUGAUAUGCAAUCUUUGUUUGUUUGCUACACUGCUGAACGAUAUAAUUGAGCACGAUUACUACAAGCCUGGUGUCAGAUUUGCUGAUAAAGGCCUAAACCAAGUGUGAAGAAGACAACAGACUUAGUCCCAAAUCAUAAAAGACAUUGAUCAUUUAAUAUAGUGAAUAUAAAUGAAAAAGAUAUAUUGAAAUGUUUUUUUCUGAUAUUGUGCAGCUACACCAGACAGUUUUUUGAAAAAUUGUAUAAAGUCUGUGCCUUCAAUACAGGUUUGUUUUUGCAGUUAAUGUAAAUCAAACUAGCAUAAACUUCAUCAGAGGAGACAGUGUUGUAGAUAGUGUUUGAGUUAAUCCUGAAUGACUUUUGGACAGAAUAUACACAAGAACAAUGGCUGAGAAUGAUAAGGUUUGCCUUCCAACAGGAACAUAGUCUGCCAUGAUUAUGACAGCAGAAGUUUACCAUGACAACUUUAUGGGAUUUUUCAACCCUGUGCCAUGCAAAGAGUGAUUUAUGUAUGAAAGUCUGACAUUGAAAAAUCAUAUAUUUUCACAAGGAACGCUGAUCUUACGUAGAAAAAUUCUCAUGCUGCGUCAUUGUGUACCUAUAUAAGAGUUGUGCUCUGUCAGUCCAAUCCAUGUUUGCUCUGUCAGAUGGCACAUCAUUGUUUGCAAUCUGAGAAGCAAACACACUUUGCAUGCUUGCACGCUCUGCUGAUUUGUAGCUUGGCAAGUUGUGUGAAUGAGCAUUUUCAGAGAUGGUAUGCAUGGCAUCAACCUACUUAUUAUAUUGUCUCAGAGUGUGAGCAGCACCUAUUUGUGCUCAUUUGCUUUAAUCAGAACCACCCACUUUAUUUGGCUGUUUUUUUUUUUCGUGCCGGAAAUGUAUCACCCCACUGCAUGGGCGUAGUUUUUUGAAGCAUUUUUGAAAUUCAAGUACUGACGUGAUUGAGCAAAUGCAGAAGUAAUCGUGUAGUUUUUUUUCUAACAAAGUCAUCCCUCAAGCUGAUGGCUUGACAGAUAAUGCAUGCACUCACAAUCACUGUGCUUCCUAAUAGAGGCAUAUCAGUGUAUACCUUUUGGUGAAGAGGCACACUGGAUGACAUGUGGUCUACCAUAUCCUGUUACUGUUAUUGCAUUUGAGUCAUGAAUCAAACCCAGCCAAUGCAUUGUGCAACGGCCUCUCUGGAGUCCUGUUCUUCCCACUCAUUGCUUGUUUCAUUGCUGUUACGGACCCCCUGCAGAUGUUGUUACAUUCCAUCAUUCAUGUGUCAGCAAUGUCCACACACACGGGCCCCCCUGUGAGAGUGAUGUACUGUAGUGCUAGACAAAAUUACCCACAGGCAUCUUAAAAUGGUGUAUGAUGCUGUUCAAUCCCCCAAAUUGAGCCAGUCUGAGUGAACAUGCCUGUGGAUAUUUGGAUUUCAUUGAAGGACAGUCGUGCUGACUGAGACAGAUUACUCACAGACCUCCUGAUUUUGUUGCAAAAGAGGGCUGCGUGGGGAGGGCAAUGUGACAUGACUUGGAGAUUACAACUCACAGUUAUUUCUUGGCAAGAAGUCCCAUGAUUUUUUUAAUUCAUCAGAUGUAUGUGUGAUUUGAAGAGUAUGCAUUUGCCUCAUUAUCCCUUGAACUCAGGUGUAGAGAAGGGAAACAUGCAGACAAAAGAAGUACAUGUAGUCAUUGUUGUAAUCUGAUACCAUAAUGUGCAUCCCAACACCAAAAUCAGCUUUAUUCUUCUUCUCAAUCAGUUGUCCUUUCAGAAAAAGUCAGUAUGUCUUUCUCAGUAGCACACUACAAUGCGUAAAACAAUUUUCUUGUUAAAAUGGCAAGGAUUAACGAUGAGGUUUUGUUAUGGGUGUUGCACCAAAGCUCUUUAGGAACUGUAUUUCUGGAGUAUUUCAUAUAAACAAUAAGGCCAUGAGCUGCAUUUUUCUCUACCGAUUGGCAUCUUCAUUUUGAACAUCUUAAUAAAGCUGAAGUAGAUAAAGUAAACAUAAAAAGUAAAUAUUUAGGAUAAUAUUAAUCACCAUACUCAAUACAAUACAGAUGGUUAAUGUUUGAAAGGAGUAGGAUGAAGUUAAUGAAGCAUUUUAUCGGGUCAGGACCUCUUCAGGAAUUAUUUGCAGUGCAAAUAUCUUUAGGGUAUCUGGAAUGUAUAAAUAUUUUUGUUCCAUGCUGGUAUUUGAGUGGAAGUCUACUCUACUGGCCUAUAUACAAGUCCAGAUUUUGAAUCAAAACCAGGAGAGAAUUCAGCCAUUAUUGUGUGCAAACACAUUCUUAGUUAAAUCCUUUUUAACUUCUUAACAAAUUAAAACUUCUUAACAACUUUGUAGCAUAUUUCGAGAGCUGACUAAGAACCUGUUUGUUGCAUAGUUGUGCCAAUUUUUUACAUCCCCUCACGGUGUUUCUAGUAAUUCCUAACACAAGUUAAUGGAUGUUGUCUGAGUUGUAGGGCACUGAAGUGUCAUGCAGUUUCCCCACUAAGUCAGCUGAGAUUCAUUCAUGCAAGCAAAACAUCCCAGUCAGAGUGGAGGCUGUUCAGAUUCUCCAUUAACCAUAGCAGAGCUAAUCAUGCCCUUCUCUGCUUGUUGCUCAGAGUCAGCAGGAGGUGAAUGUCAUCUUAUGUAUGCAGAUUGAGACGCAUAGCUUGCAUGUGUGCUAUUUGUACUGUAUGUUGUUGGAAGUCUUUACUGGAAUGUGCUUUUCAGUGGAUUAUCAGAGUAAUAGUUUAUUGAUCUGAUUCAUUAGCAAUAUUGUGGAUGCUUCCGAGUGUUGAAUGCACUUAACUCCAAGACAAAAUUUCACUUAAGGGACAGCAUCGUAUCGUAUUAUAUUGUAUUGUAUCAUAUCGUAUUGUAUCGUAUCAUAUUGUAUUGUAUCGUACUGUUUCGUAUCAUAUUGUAUCGUAUUGUAUUGUUUCGUAUCCUAUCGUAUCGUAUCGUAUUGUGUUGUUCAUAUUGUCUUGUAUCGUAUCAUAUUGUAUUGUGUCACAUCAUAUUGUAGCGUAUUGUUUCGUAUCGUAUUGUACCGUAUUGGCUUUCUGCAUGUUGUGCUACAUAUCUUUAGUUCUAACCCGCUAUUCAGUUUUUCUUCUCUUGGCAUCUUCUCUUUUCAUUUAAAAAAAAAAUAUAUAUUUCUCUUGCUAUAAAAAAAAAGAAAAGGUUGACUGCCUGGGCUCAAGGAUGUGUUUUCAGUUGUAUCUGCCGCAGGUUUCUAGUUUCUUUCAGUCUAGUUUAUUUCUGUCAUUUCCUUGUGUUCUCAGUCUCCUCAGGGGACCUUUUGUUGGCGAUGUCUACCUCCCCUCAGUGUUCUCCUUCAUUUUAACCCCCCACCCAUGUCUUUUCCUUUGCUUGUGUAUUUUAUCACCACCCCGUCCUUCCCUCCAUCCUCCCCCUCAUUGCUCACACCUGUAACGUUUCAGUGGGACUGCACAAUACCAGGAAAUGGUUUUGCUUUGACCCUGGCAUUACGCAGAAAGGACUUGUUGAGAUUUCUGAUCUCCACAGAGGAACACUGCUUUCUGUUUUGUACCAGAAGUGAUGAGGUAAUGUUUGAUCUGAGAUUACUGACCUACACUCGAGCCUGUCUGGAGUGCCAGUUUAAGUAUUAAGUGAUAGUUUGCAGCACUGAGCUCCCCCUCUCCUUUGUGUUUUUAAGGUUUGCCUCAGUCUCUGUUGCGUUUGACACUGUAGUUAGGAAAUAAAUCCCUGUAUUUAUCAAAAGAUCAUGUAUUAAGUUUAGAAAGUGUCUGGUUUGUAGGAAAAGGAGCAGUUCUUCUUUACAUGUCAGAAAAUAGACUUUGCCCGCAGCUAAGGUGUCUGUCUGUGUGUGUGAGCUGCACACCUGGUGAGUGACUCCACAAGGAAGUGGUUAGCACUUUGCACAGCCGAGUUUCUGCAGACACUCCUGCACCUUGAACUUUGAAACAUGCUGCGUAAUGGGUCUAACGUCUGUCUACUAUUGGAUGGUUUACUCUUGUGUCUGUCCACAUCAUGGAGCCCACCAGAUGUUGAGGUUGUCCACCCAGCAUGUGAUCCUUUUAGAGCUCCUUUAAAGCAUUGUUUGAUGGGAUGAUUGUUACAGUGAGAUUGGCCUGAGUGACUGAAAGGAAGAAUUCUUGGCAGAGAUAACAAGUGAUAGCGCAAAACAAGCCUCUUGAUAACCCUGAGAGUGGGAGGCCUGUCUGGUAGCAGAGUGAAUAGUAUGAGAAAAUACGAGCUCAGGUGGAGUAUUAAUGGUUCUUUUCUUGGUCUGAAAUAAUAAGUAGCUGUGCCAGUUCAGCAUUCUUCAGAAAGAUAAGUUGCUGACAUGUUAAAGUACCUUAACUCCCCUCUGCAUUCCUUUACUGCAGGUUUAAAGGCUUACAUAACCAGCUGUCUAUUUAUUCAGAGGUCAACACUAUCAGCGAGUUUCAGUAAAAGAGUAAACCGGUGCUAUUCCGUCAAAUAGUCCAUCAGUUGUGCGUUCAAUGAUAUGAUCAGACAGCUGUCUGAAUGGUGAAUGUGGAAUUUGUUCUGUGACCCUGCAAACGCUGAGCUCAUCAGACCAACGCCCAGCUUUCAAUUAUCUGUCUUCACAUUAACUGAAGAGUUUCUUCAGCCUGUUGUCUUUUUACCCCUUUAGUCAUUAGUCAAACAGCAGGCGGACGUUACAACGUUUUACAGCACAGGUUAAAACUCUUGACCUGAUACUUGGACUCGCCUGAGUCACCGUUAGUGGAGGCAGCUGUGUUUGCCUAAGAGGACAGUCUGUAGAGAGGCUGUGUUAAUUUGAUCGAAUAUAAAUUAAACUCUGUUCAGACAUGAUAACGUAUUGUAUCCUGUUGUGAAUCAUGUAGGAAUCCCAACAUUUUUUUUACUAGUCAUGUGAAACGUUGCCUUUUUUGAAGCGAGCGCACACGUGCCUGAAGAGCCUUUGUAACUUGAGAGACAGUGAAGUACAUUUUUAACACAGGCUCCUAAGUUCAAUCUCAUACUUGUCUUAAACCCAUCCAUUAUAUCAAACCAGCUGAUCCUUCUUAGAGGCUUUGUUGGUAAAACUUCAGACAGGUCCAAACAGAUGCUCAGACAAGAUGCAGCUUUAAUGUCCUGAAAGCCGGAUUAAACAAGUAAUUUCUUUCCCUUAACUGACCGAUGAAGAUAAUUCCACUGUGACUCUCUCAUAGGUUAAUUAUCUGGUUAACUAUCAGAGGGCAGCCCCUCAAAAUCUGAAACACGGCAUGCUGGUGUUAAUGAAAGGGUACUAAGUGCAUCUGAUGUAAACUGCUGGUGUAGGCGGAGUGCUGAGAGCUUUCGGUAAGACCCAGUCGAGCCUGUGGUUGUAAAUGGUAGAUGGCAUUGGCCAGCUUACAGUUAAAAGUGAAAUUGGAUCCUGGUCGGGGCAGGAAUGCGAAAAGUAAUGUGGAAAGUGAUGUAGAUCUGUCAUGCAGUGCGGUUAUUUUCCAGCAAGGGCUUAAUUUGCUCCUCGAUCUUCUGAGGCAGCCGGCAUGUGCUCAAGAAAACGCCACCUUCCCUCCUGCUUCAGACGCACACACGAGCUCUACAAAUGGCGAAAUAGUUUUCUCGGCUUGUCAUUUCCUCCUUCCUUUCCUUUCUUCUCCUUGCCCCACCCUUCUAACUUUCAGAGAAGGGCGAAGGGGAGAAAAAGCCAACAUGUGUGCCCCGUAAUGAAUCUUGACUGGACUCGGUACCGUGCUUUUCCCACUCUUGUAUUAAUGAGGACCAACAGUCAGUCGAUCAUUGAACUGUGAGGUGAAUGUGGUGCUAACUAAGGCCAAGUCACAAGAACUCAGACUUUUAGUAUUUGUUGGAACGGCCAGUACAAACAGAAUGGAGUGACAACAGCAGGAAUUUCUCAGCUUGAGUUUGCUGGGAUGUUUAGUUAGUAUGGAGUUGUUGUGGGAGUGCAAUAUUAUUGACUUAUGUGUGGUUCUAUUUAUAUUCUUGUCAAUGGGUCAGUGAACACAGCACAGCUGCUUUAUAGGCUCCCCUCAGCCAGAGCAGGAGGUUUGACUGUACAUGGGCAUGCUGUGGUGGAGGCCGACACGUCUCCUGGUUUUUACAGUCACUAAGGGAGAGUCGGUGAGGUGGAAAGGAAUGAGAGGGAGUCUGACUCUUGACUGAUGAUGGCCUCGGUUUCUUAAAGACGAAGGUCGACCUGCUUCCUAAAUGUGACAGUAAAAACUGAAAAGGACGCUCUGCAGCUCUCCCCUUUUUCCUUGUUCUUCUUACACCUCCUCCUGCACUUCCUCUUUCGAACCAUACUGUGAAGAGAACAGUGGCUAAAACUGGCCUCUUCCUUGUUUUUUGUUUUCAGGUUCCUCUUCCUCGGACAGGACACUCCUAACUCUGUUUUCAUGUGUGAAUUUCAAGAAGGAAAAAAAACCCUCUUAUUGUCUUUCGGUCAGUUUUCAUAAAGUUCAGGGGUCUUGCCAAAAGCUCGUUUUGGGAUUAUUUUGUGUUUCAUGUUCUGCCAUGUGUUGAAUUAGGAAAAAUCCUUGUUAUGAUUAUCCCACCUCACUAAUCCCAUUGUAAAUGGGUCUUAACAGAACCAAGGGUGAUGCUUUAACAGCCAAGAGGUGUUAGAAAGUAGUGAGGAAUCAAGGAGACCUUGAUUGGUACAGGAUUAUGGAGGACCUGGCCAAGCAGCAGCAGCAGCACCCUGAGCCAAGUGUUUAUGCUCACUGUUUAAUCUCAAAGUCAAGACAACAUCCAUGUCUUCAAUCUGUCUGCUCAAAGGGAGGGCCUGCAUCAAAAGCUGAGAUAAUAGGAUUUUGUCUUCCCUCGCUUUCUUUUGGUUUAGAUAUAGAGCAGUGCAUGUCAGACAGGAAUAGCUGCAGCAGUCAUUUUUAGUCUUCAUGGGAUCCUCCUGAGAGGUGCUCAAAGUGUGUCACUGAAGAAAUCUGUGGCAAGAAUGUGAGUCAGAGAGAGGCCCGCAAACAUACAAAGAUCUCCCUCUUCUGGUUUGAGUCUUAUUGAUCAUCGCUGGAAGGACUUGUUGCGAUAAACUGAACAUAAUUGAUGCAAAAUUAAAAUAUACCAGUAUUUAUUAUGAUGUGAAAAAGAAAUGCUGAUUCUCUUGCCUGUUUAGAUUAAAUGAAUUGCUGCUGAUGUUUUUAUUCAAGUUAAAACUAAAAACCCAAAUUAAUCCUUGCAAUAAAAAUAUCAGGUGAGGACUGUCAGUCAUUACACUAUUUGUGUAUUUGUGCACAAAAUCAGUCAAACAGAAAUGCAAAAAGAAAAAACAACCUUCUCCUACAUACAAAAAUUAAUUUAGAAAAAUAACUUAAAACCAGCCCAACAAAUACCUCCUUUUUCAAGGAUAAGAGGCUGCUGUGGUGCGUGAUACAUAUGAUCCUCCAGUUGUCUGUUUUUUUUCUCUUACUGAAAAAACGACUGUUCUUCUUCUUAGUCACUCACCAAAUAUAAAAUGAAUGUUAGCGAAUGGCGGUGCAAAUAGUGACCACUGUGGAGGAGUGGUUCUAUGUGGAUAUAAAAGGCUCACUCUGAGCAAACAAAACAAAGUUAUUUUAUAUAAUUAUUACACACAUUUAGACAAACUUUCAGUUAAUAUAUUCCUGCUAUGCUGCCAAAUACUGUGUAUUGUAUCUUUAAGUGAACACAAAUUGAAUAUCACACAUCUGAAAUCCGUUAUCAGUUCACACUUUUGUCUCUUUGGAAUACUCUCUGAAUGGCUCUUGAUUUAUUUGACUGCAGCAACAGGUUGUUUUUUGUCUCUAUUCCUUGGAUGUGCCUCUCAUGCUAUUAUCACCAUGUCCAACAUGUCUCCCUGUAGUUUGGGUGUAAUACUAAAGGGACAAACUGGAGCAGCACUUGAGCUUUGGGCGUGUUUGGCCUGUUCUGUUUUGCUUGUUUUUGCCAAACAACAAAAGCUACAGAGAUUAUAACAAUUCACUUUGUAUAUUCAUCCUGUCAGGGCCCCAACUGUGAUUGUGAUUGGAAAGUACUGGUAAAUUGGAUUUUAAAAGUAGCAUGGCAUUGGGAACAUUCGCAGAGAGACUUGGAGCCAUCAGGUCUGCUUGAUUGAUGCAGCUAUGGUUGUGAGGAGGAGAUGCUGAUCUCCACUGAGAGAUGAAACCCCUGAAGGCAUAACAUGACCAGCUGAUGUAAUGGGAAUAAGAGGAGAGUAAAGAGCAGGAAGGAAAGCCAUUGAAUAAGUGAGGAAGAUGUAAAGAGGCAAGCACAGAAAUGUGUGGAAUGCCUCUGCUCGCUGUCUCUCCCUGAUAAAGGGUCAGUAUGGGAGGAAUGCAACCCUGAAAAGACUGGAUAAACAGAGAGAGAGGGGAGGGAGGGGCGUGUUAGGACUCUGGAGAGGGAGAGGAGGGCGACUGAAAGGAGUGUGCAGCCAGCUGAGAGGUAAAGCAGGACUAAUUUGCCCCACGUUGUGUUACAGGAUGGAGAUGGUACACAGGAGAUGAGUUUGGAGGCGGGUCAUGGCGGGUGAUAGACGUCAGCUGUAGUGCAGCCUGACAGAGCAGUGAUGGAGUACAAGGGCAGGCAAGGGGUCAUGAGAAGAAUGGCUCUUCAUCUGCUUUCUUUCUCAGAGAUCAGGGUUAAUGUGCUGGAACAGACACCACUGACAUAACCCUGUUCGACUUCUCUCUCUUUCUGAGGAACCUCAGAGGCUGAAGUGGUCUCCAGUGAGCCUCAAGAGUGAUGCUUGGCUAGUUUACAUAUUUGUGAAAUAGUUAGUGGCCUUGGGUAAUUGUUGCUCUACAGUUGAGUCCAGCUGAAUAGAUCGAUUUUCCAGUGCAAAUAUAAACUAAACAUUAUUGAGAUAUAAAGAUGUUUUUUAAUCUAAAUGUACAGCAGUUAUUUAGAAGUAGCGGAUAGCAAGGCCAGCACCAUUUGUCAAAACAGUAAAAAGUAUCCAACUAAUACCUCCACUGAGACCUUUAGUAAUAGUAUUUGUUAACUGUUAUAUUUAUUGCAAUACAGUCAAACUACUAGGAUAUGUUUACUGCAGGUGCUCAUAUUGUGAUAACAGGGUCAUCUUGAUUCAUUUGAUAGAUGUGAUUGAUUUGAACUAGAUGCACUGAAGUUUGAAUGUCACAGUAAGAACACUUGAGGUAGGAUUUUUGUGCUAUUAGAAGUUCUUUCACAGUGAUCUUGAAAAAUGACAUCAUCUCUAAUCAAGAUUAUGUUAAAAAAAAGUAAGUCAUGUAAGACAGGAAAUAUAUGUCAUAAAUUGUUCAAUUGGACUUAAAUUAAUGUUUUAGCUAUGAAGUCAUGGCACAUUCAGGGUUAGUGUAAUUAAUAAUCUGGGCUUGUAAGAGCAGCGUUUCCUCUCAAGAUGACGGAAACCAUGUCCAGCAGUUAGAAAAAGUAUUAUAGCUGUAUUGUAAAUCAGAGUCUUUUCUGCGGUGUUGCGUAAAGGAGUGUUUCAUAAUGAGAGGCAUGAGAACGUGGCCUCAGCACCUCGUCCCACUGGACAACAUUACAAUGAGAAAGUACUCUGAUGGACACAGGAAACACUUGGAGCUAAUGUUUUAUUUCAGACAUAAGGAUAAACAUAUACGUCUGGGCCAAAAGUGACCCCUCUUUGAUUUCCUCAAUGUUUGCAUACGAGCAGCACAGCAUAUUCAAACAAGCCUGUGUACUAGCCCCGCCCUCGGUUUUGUGUUUGGUGGCGAGUGAACACUGAGACAGCCUGAUGACCCUGGUGGGAAAACGGUGUCGUGCUCCUGCUGUGCUGGAAUGAUAAUUGGGAAGGUAAAGUCAGGGGCCUUGGUGUCAGUGAAAGCACAUCAUGUUCAGUUAAAGGCCUACACUUUGUGUGCCCUCAGUCUAAAUGAGGGGUUGACUCGAGCACACUCUCUUUUUUUUUUUUCACCAUGAUACUGGUUACACUGGUCGAGUGACUUUUUAUAUGGGUUAAACUGCAGCACUCCCUGUCAACAACACAUUAAUUUGUCAGCUCUCAGAAGCGUUUUGAAACCAGGACAGCUUGUUCCGAGCUUUUUAACCUCAAUAUACGCAGGGUAUGGUUUAUUUUAACCUUUGACUUGAAACCGUUUUAUGCAGCAUAUACUGUCAACCAUUCAUUUGGCAAUUUAGAAAACCUUUUUAAUAGUACAAGUUAUCUAUAUUCACUGUAGGAACAAUGUUAGAGCUGGAGAGCUUUAUGUGUAAUAGGUCAGCCUACAUUAGGUUCAUAUAUAGUCCUGUGCGUCAAUUUUGUUAGCUCUGUAAGGUAGUUUCUGACAGAGGUAGCAUUAGAAAGAAAGUCAAAAUCGGAACUAUCUCUUGAUUGUUUCAAUUUGGUUCUGUACUGUUGUUUACUGCUUCUGUAAAAUACCUGAGUAGAUCAUCAUUACUCUGGAAAUACAGAGAAAGUUGAAUAUCAGCAACAUCAUUACCCUGUGAUAGGGGUGUUUUCAUACUUUUCUUUUCUCUCUUUGAUCUACAGUUCCAUCAAAGCAGAAAAAAAUACAACAAAUGCUCUGAGAGACUUUUUUUGUUUCAGAUUUAGUGACUGGUUUGCCCCAUCUCUCCAACAUCAUGCUUUGCUUCCCACCAGCAGACUCAGUCUACAGCUGUGUUUUGUUGUGGUGCUCACUCAGACAAACUGGAGGCCUCUCUGCUGCUCAGAGAUGAAGUUAGGUCUUUGUGAUCUCGGUCAACGGCUUCUCUAUAGUGUCACUCAGGUGGCUUAGCGGCUGGAAAUUUGAUUAAGCAUUCACAGCAGUUAGCCGAAAGAAGAACAGGGAGACUUGUUUGACAUGCUUGUUUUAUGUCGACCUGACCUAACUCGAGCAGACUCUUCCUGUCAAACAUCCCAUCAGCUGUGACCUUUUGAAUUCCUCAGAUGUCAUGUGAGGAUGUGAGAGUAGUGAAGGUCUGGUCCUUUAAACCUUUUAUGCAACAAAGGUGUCUUUUUUUCUGCUGGAUAUUACAGUAGAUGUGCAUGUAUUUAACUGUCUAAGUUAAACAUUUCGAUGCUGAAUUUGAAACCACAUCUCCGAUCACCAACACUUGAGCCAAAGACAUUUUUUCGCAAUACAUAGUUUUUGCAUAAACAACAAAAUUUUAUGUUAAAGUUGAAAAGGUGCAACAAAAUGAAAAAAACGACCCAUCGACAUGAUCGUUUACAACAUUAUCAUUGUAAGGCAGCAAUAUUUGUAUAAAAACCAUCCAGCAAACCCUGAUUUAGAGGACCAUGUGAUAUCCUGUCACUAACCACAAACAACCUUUCUGUCUUUCUGAAACAGCCAACAUGUCAGCCGCUGACAAGUUCCUGUACGUAGACCGCAACCUGAUCAACAACCCUCUGGCGCAGGCUGACUGGGCCACCAAGAAGCUGGUAUGGGUUCCAUCAGAGCGCCUGGGCUUCGAGGCCGGCUCAGUGAAGGAGGAGCGCGGCGACGAGUGCAUGGUGGAGCUGGCAGACUCUGGGAAGAAGAUCAAGGUGAACAAGGAUGACAUCCAGAAGAUGAACCCACCAAAGUUCAGCAAGGUGGAAGACAUGGCCGAGCUCACAUGCCUGAACGAGGCGUCUGUGCUGCACAACCUGAAGGAGAGAUACUACUCUGGACUCAUAUACGUAAGUAUGAAACACCCACGCACCCCUUUAACACAUGCACCAAACUCGCAGAACAUUAUCUACAGUUGUUUUUAUCCAGCAAAGAUGUAUUGCCAAGAAACGUACAUCUGUUGAGGUUGUGAUCCUUCCAGAUUUUAUCCAGAGUUCUGUGUUUUUCAAGUUCUGAGAGCAUGUCUGACAGAAAAAUCUAGCUAUGUGGACCUCAACAGAUCAUAAAAUUAUUGUGGAUCGAAAGUCCUGAAAAAAAUUACAAGUGUUCUUGUGUGAACGGGGCCAAAGAGUCAAACUGCCUGAACAAAGCAGAAGUCCCUCUGCAGCAGUGAAAUAUUCGGUCACAAGGGUGGACUAACUCGGUCCCCUUGGUGCAGUUAAAAGCAUUUUCUUUUUAAUUGACAUCAGAUCCCUUCUAGUUUAUUAAAAAAACAAUCUUCCAUGGAAAGUCGCCAACCCAGUCUAUCCCCUCGCCCAGCGCCUAAUUAUCUCAUUAAGCCCCAUUGUUUGAGACGACCAUUGUGGGCAAACUGUCAUGAUGAGGCAACUAUGCAGCCUGGUAUGCAGCCGUUCUUUCCUGCACCCUGUCCCCCUCAGCCUCUCCGUCCCUGUAGCUCUGACUUGUUUGCUCUCUCCCUGUGCUCCAUGUUUGGAAUUAUCUUGUAAACAGGAAGCUGCAGGGAACAAUGCAGCCGGGGGUCUGAGGGAUGUGAAGAGAUUUAGGGGAGUGAGGGUGGAGCUCCAUAGUCCCCCCCGCUUUUUAAUUUUAUUUUUUUUUAAGGGAUGAACGUGGAAUGUAAAUUGUUUUGUAACAGCUAUUACUGCCCGAACAAUUAAUCAUCUUUAUCCUGGUGUGCUGGGCUGGGAGUGAUUUGCUCUCUUUGACGCUGUGAUCUGACCCGGUCAUAUCAACACAGCCUGCUGUCCCCUCCCUGGCUCCCCCAAUGGACACAGGCUACGCUUGGUUUAAGUGCCUCCAGGCACAAGAGCAGCGCUCUCCAGGGAGAGCUGCUGUUCAACAGAGAGAGAUGCCUUGCCUUGUACUGAGAUGUUGAGAGGGCAGCACAGGAAUGCAGCACAAUCCAAAGUCAUGUUAGGGGGUAAAAUAAGUCUUCAAGAUAUCAGGAGAGUCCAUACAAAGAAGGUUUUGAUGUCUGCUUGAAGCCAGAAAAGAUAAACGUGUUGUGAAGAUCUGAGAUAAGACUCGGCCAACCUGUCAAGUAGCUUUGGUUUGAAAAUGUCAGAGUAAAUCAUCAGUUUAAACUUGCAGCAGGGUGGGGACAAGAUUACAUAAUGUGAGAGAAAAACACAUCAUGCUUCAUGAGAAACUUUUAGCCUAGUGUUGAAGGGGGAGGGGAGGCCUUUGUUAUCGAACCCGGGUGGAAAUAAUUAAAGAAAAAAACUUUUUUUUUUUUUUUUAAUACAGAAGCAAAUUUUAAGGGCAGAACUUGAACACUAGUGUAAAAAAAAAUGACAAACAUCUCAUACCAUGACCCUAAAUUCUCUGUACUAAAAGAACACUGUCGAUAAAUUAUAUCUUUAUCUUAUAUUCAUAUCCAGGGAGCUCCAGACAUAAAUUUUCAUGAGAAAGUUCAAGCCUUGACAGCUCCCCUCCCGUUAUAAAAUACCAAGACUCAGAAAAAAGUCAAAAACUAAACUGUCUCGCAAAAUCAGGCCAACUAGGGAGAGCAAAACUGUAGUUCAUCAAGUGUCCACUAGAGGCAGUUUCCAAAAGUCCCAAUAGCCCCCAUGCCGAACUGCCCAUUUUUACGACUGAAAUAAACAGGAUUUCCAGCUGGCGCAAAAACAAAGUAGCUCUUUUCUUUGCUUGUACAGAGUGUGAAAGGCUGAUUUCCACAGGGGGAUCCUUUUACAAGAGUCGAUGCAUAUCUCCCAUGGCUUGAUCAAGUUCAUCUUCAUCUUAUCCUUUUUUUAGACAACAUUUGUUUUGAUGUUAUAAGGCUAAGAGCUAUAGAAGAUUUGCUCAAAUGGCAUAGUGGAAUUUAAUGAGACCACACAUUAUUUAUUUCUAACUUGAUAUAAAAGAAAAGAAAAUUCUUAUCAAGUAUAUGUUCUUUACAGUUUGUUACCUGAUACUUGAUCAAUUGUAAAUAUUUUCUGAAAUGUUGUAUAUGUAGAGGAUGCUUUGAACAUAAUCUUAUGCUUUAGGAAUCACGCAAUGUUAAUCACAUGAAACUAGAAAUUUUAAAGUGGAAUCGGGUGGAAAAAACAUUGAGCCAAGAUUGAUCAGAAUAAUCCACCUCCCUCACCUUUUUCCUCAUCGUUUAAGUUCAUGUCCUCCAUCUCUCUUUUUCCUGCAGACAUACUCCGGUCUCUUCUGUGUCGUCAUUAAUCCCUACAAGAACCUGCCCAUCUACUCAGAGGAGAUUGUUGACAUGUACAAGGGCAAGAAGAGACAUGAAAUGCCACCACAUAUAUACGCCAUCACUGACACGUCCUACAGAAGCAUGAUGCAGGGUAAGUCAUCGUUCCUGCUGCACAGCUGCUCUGAGAGCUCCAGGAGAAAUUUGGAGGGAAACAGUGAUGUGGGACUUAUUUUUCUUACAGUCGAACUUUUCAAGAAUAAGUUUUGCUUCCCAGAGCCAGAUUAAUGAGUCCUAGCCGGGCCAAGUUUAAGAGAUACGACUGUUAAAGUGAUCGUUCUUUUAUCAGUGCUCUCUCUGGAAUUUUUAUUGAGUAACAUAAAGAGUAGCUUUAUGUUGUGGAGGACCAAUCGCUGCACAACAUGGAUUUAGUGUCAGCCAAUUAUGUCAUGUGAUUUACUAGCCUCACUACUCCUAGAAAACACCUCAUUGCCUCAGCUAUGACUAAGAUAGGCUGCAUCAUAAAGUCAGAUACGUGCUCACAUUCUUCACAGGUCCUCACCUUUACCACAUUUGCUUUGUUUUGUAACUUAAACCAACAGUUAAACAAUAGCUGAACAUGACUAGUACUCAUUGGGUAUUUCCUGCAGAGCUAUUGUGUUUCCAUGUCCUGUUUGUACCCUGUUAGCUUGGCACAGCAGCUUCUUUCAAGGUCUGUUUUCCUGAUGUGCUCCCCUCUGUCCUGUUGGUACUCUUUGUGGCGCCAUGUUUGGCUGCGGCUAAGUGCUCGGACCACAUUACUGUAGGCGGAGGGUAAUUAUGCUGUUUAAUCAGAGUCCAAACAGCACCUCCUUCCAGUCACAGGAAGCUCAAUAUUGGUUUCCUGUCUGUGGCUAAUGCACGUCCUGUUGCACAGAUGAUGACUGAAUGCACCGUGGUGAUAACAUACUCACUAUGAAUGUGCAGCUGUGUUGUUCUGUAAAGGCCGCAUAAUCAUCGACGAUUUCCUUUUUUUAUUGCAGAUCGGGAAGACCAGUCCAUCCUCUGCACGUAAGUUUGAAUUCAACAACACAUCAGGCCUCAUUCAACAACCAUUCAAGGUCACAAAUUUAGUCUCCAAUCGUUAUCCAAGUGAGAAAAGAAACAACAAAUUCAAAUGUUCGUUAAAUGUUAAAUCUCUCUGUCAACGGUGCAUCUGUAUAUCACUUUAGGUAUAUAAUUAAAGGGCUCCAAAUUAACUUGUGUAGAUGGUAGCACAGGUGUUCCCAACUUUAAAAAGCUAGGAACAAAGAUUAAGGAGAACCAUGGCUACGUUUUACAUCCUGACAUUUCUUGAAUCCAACAACAACUAGCUUGUUAAAACCCGAUAUGUAACAUUGACCCGAGAUGUUAUAAAAAAAUAAAUAAAUGGAUAAAAAAAAGGAAUAAAGCCGAAAAUGUAAUGAUUGUUCAAUCAUGUCACAAAAUGGUUGAGUCUUUCAGCUACUCUCUGAAAACUAUGAGCCUUUUUUUGCUACUAGUGCAUCUCCAUUCACCACAGUUGAAGAGUCACAUUUUCAGCCUACAUAAGAAGUCCUUAAGCUAUUUAUUCGUUUCUUCUGUUGUCACACUAGUUAGCUCUUUCACUGCGCUUUUUCAACCACAAGACAGAAAGUAGUUGAGGGCCAAUAUUAACCAAUCCAAAACCAGCAUUGAUAGUUGAGUUGUCAAGCUGAUGUUCGAUUUGUAAUGUCGUGGAUGUCGUGUUGUGGAUUGAACCACACGGUGGUUGAUGAGUUGAAAAGGGAGAAACGUCUUUCUAACUGACCAUAACACUAAAACCACACGAUACUGUAUUAUUAAACUUCAGCAGAGAAACAGGGGAAAACAAGAUGCUCCACAACAAUGAUGUACACUCACACAAAUGCCCCUAUAAGUAGAUUUUAUGGUAGCACAGAUUAAAUGUUGGGACCUUAUUCAACAAAAACUAACAGACUUCACACUUCAAGUUAAAAAAUGUCCAUUGUUUUACAGCUGCACCUUCAAGUUUCAUCAAAUCAUGUAAACCCUUUCUGUUCGACCAUUUUUGGGCUUUUACUGCUGUAAUGUAGAGAUUCGAAGUUGAUGAAUAAUAAACCAGGAGUGGAGUGUGAUAAAUGACAUACAGGAAAGAGCCACAGGUUGGAUUCAAUACAGGCUGCUAGCUGAUCCAGAGUGAGCACUCAGCACUAGAGUCUCAUGCUCUUUUAUAGUCAUCGGAGGGGCAUUUUUUCAGUUCUAAUAAAGAACAACUGGUUCAAACUUGAGACUUACAAGGACAUGGUGUUCAUUUGUUUAUAAAAAACAGAUGAAAACCAUGUUUUUGUUUCAGAACAGAAUCAUUAAUCUGUCUUAGAUCUCUCUCAGAAAGUGUUGGGAAUGUGAGGAAAAUAUCGGAGACUGAUGAGACCUAAGAGUUUCAUUAUUUUUAUCAGUAUAUAUCAUUUCUUCACAAUGCUUCAUUAUGUCGUAUGGGAAAGCUUUCUAUGAACUCUGCUCUUUUUAUCUCCGUCUGUCUCACAGCGGUGAAUCAGGUGCUGGUAAGACGGAAAACACCAAAAAAGUCAUCCAGUAUCUGGCUCAUGUGGCCUCCUCUCACAAGACCAAGAAAGACCAGGUGAGUCCAGACCUCCUGUCCACAUAGUUCAUCUUUUCAACCUUCCUCCUCUUCCUCUCUUCCUUCAUCCUUCACUUUACUACUCCAUCAUUAACCUCACUCUCUGCUGUUCCUUUUUUAGUGUGAGUCAUUCUGGGCUCUUAUUUUACAGGUUCAACAUUACUUUUUACUUUAUACACUCAUGUUUAUUGUGAUGUUUGUGUAUGUGCACUUAGGAUACAAACAGCUGAAUUUUUUUCACAGUAAAAAAAUCCUCUUUGGUGCAGCCAAAGGAAAAAGGGAUGGAAAUAUCAAAAGUAGUCCUGCAGGCCGAUGAAAACAGAAGUGCAGGUUGAAAGACUCGGGCAAUCUGACGCUUACAAAGACCAGAGGCCUGACUUUAUCCUUGCAGUAUUUAUUUGUUCAGUUUUUUCUGCAUCAACUCAUGAAAUAAAACCCACAUUAAGUCAUGACCUCACUCUCUGCUGGAGAACCUGCACUUCUGUUUUCUGCCCUGCCAGCCGAGUGAUAGAUGUUUGAUUUGCACCACAUCUAUCAUCACUUGUUGAGGUUGUUGUAUUUCUCUUUUCCCAUCAACAGAACAGCUCGAUCCUGUCACAUGUGAGUUAACCCACUCCCUCCAUUCGCUCCUCUACCCCCCCAUCUGCUACCGCCCUCACUUUCAUCGCCCUCCCACCUCGCCCUCACCUCUCUUCCCUUUUCCUUUUUCUCCCCCCGCUGGAGCUCUUUGUCGUUGUGGGAGUCACUUCGUAUCGAGGGCAGAGGGGAUGUGUCUUGUCAGCCAAUAAAGAGUCAGGAGGAAGUUUGUUUGCAGAUCAGUGGCAGCCUUAUGUGUUCCUGUGAAAAAUUCAGCCAGACAAUCGGAGGAUAAGGGAGGGAGAGAGGGGGGGAUCUUUGCUCCAAAAAAACACAGCAGCUUUCAUGCUUUUACGCACUCGUCUGGUUGAAUUUUUCAUCACUUGUAUCGUUGCUCCAAACUUGAACUUUUGCUUUUAUCCUUUUUGCAUAAAGAUUUUUUUGCAGUUUGUUUAUGCAUCUUCAAAAUUGACAUUACAGAAACAUAGUAUCUUACUGCUUAACUGUUUGUCCUUAAUACACAGAGACAGAAGUCAAAUCUUUAAAACCAGCGGGACAGAAAUGCAGGAAUUAGCUGUUUGGUCUGAAUUAUCAUGAAAUCACUCCAACUCUUUGUUUGUUAGUUAACAUUUUGGAUCGAUUUAGAUGCCAUGUGUUCAGACCAAUGCAGUGCCUGUUAUUUUAGUACUGAGAGGUUCCAAAGUUUUUAAAUAAACUUCAUCUAUUUCAUGAGACAGAUUAAUAGGAGAGGAAUUAAUCCAUCAAGCAAGCUAAAACCUGCACCAUGGUAAAUUGCACAAUCACAUUAAUAAUGUUGUGGUUCUGAAAAAUUGCCAGUGUGCAGUUUAGACAGAGUACAGGCUUGACAAUUAAAGUCGCUGUGAGGAAUUUUUCACAGAUUUUUAGAUAAUGUUCUCCUGACUUUCCCACACUUAGUUUAUAUUACAGAUUUUAUGGGAGAAUCUGCUGAUGGCCAACUCGUUAAUGUGUGACUGGUCAUGGUCUACACACCCCAGUUCAUAAGAAUUCCCUAACAGUAAUCUUGAAGAUCAGCUUUGAUAACGCGCUUUGCUUUCUCCAGGUUAGUGGAGCCAGAUAAGCAGACUCAGGAUAGGUUUACUGUCUUCGUGGCACAUGCCCUUCGUAUUUCCUGUAGAAAAAAGGGAGAUGUUUAUUGGCACUGAUCCUCAAGUGUCAGUGUCUAAAGCUCUACUGAUAAAGUUUGGCAGUGAGUUAGCGAGCAGGAAGAGCUAUUAAGCUGAGAUAAGUUUCUUUAUAUGUAUUACUUUGUGCUCAUGGCUGAUAAUAAAGCAGAGUUAGCUAGAUGUCUCGCUCUCUAGUCCUCAUAGAACAGUGAAGUAUUUACAGGUCAGUAUAAUUGUACAGCCCUGGUUUACAUAUAGAAACCCAUGGUUUGUAUAAAUCUGUCUUCUUUGGGCUUUGGUUUCACUGGACGUUUCUGCUUGGGGGUUACAGGUGAUGGGUUACUGACGAGGGUCUCUGGUGUACGCAGGUUUGGGCACUAACACAAUAUCACGUGUGGGGAAAAUGUUUGGUGUGCAAUGUGUGUUUUUUUGUGUAUUGCUGGUUUGUUUGUUUAUCGUGUCCCAUCUUUAAUCGCCUUCUGUUUAAAUGAUUUGUACACUCCACGUUCUUCCCUCCCCUCAGAUGUAAGUACGUCAUGGGUAAACAAACGCAUACCGCUCUGUCAGCAUGUUUUCUGAAACAAAGCAAAGUGUCUUUUUAGAGAAUGAAUACCAGAUUAUAAAUGUGACGUUCUCACGAAACACCACAGUGAGCACCACAUUUGAAUGAUUUAAGGUUUCCCAGAUCUGAAUCCAGAGCUGAAAAUUAUCCAGAUUUUAAAGAGGUUCUGGUGAUCAAAUGGAGAGGGUACUUUGUAAGCUGCCUUGCUGUUUUUUUUCUGAUUAUUUCUAACAGGGGGAGCUGGAGAAGCAGCUGCUGCAGGCUAACCCCAUCCUGGAGGCUUUUGGAAACGCAAAGACUGUCAAAAACGACAACUCCUCUAGAUUUGUAAGAAGAAGUGCUUAAUCUACUGACCCACACUCCUUAUUCACCUUCCCAUCUCCAAGCGGUCUGUUCAACAUUUUUAAAUGUUUUUUUCUUCUCCUUGUAGGGAAAAUUCAUCAGGAUCAACUUUGACGUCAACGGUUACAUCGUUGGUGCCAAUAUUGAGACUUGUAUCCUUGAGACUUAAAUGACUUCUUUAUUGAUCUGAAGAGAUAAAAGGUUGUUGUUGGCCUUGUUUUAGGUCUCUUUACUUAGAAAGUUUUUAGUCAUUUAUACACGGAGCAGAGUUACAAUCCUCAGCAGAGAUGCAGCCAUGGUUGCAGAAAAGAGUGAAUGGUGACUAAAAACAAAGGAGAUCAAAUGCUGGUUUUCUCCUGGUUUAUUUGGCCGUUGCUAUUUAAGUUACAUGAUUCUCUUCUCAGGUGAAAGUUGGUGUCAGUGUUUACAAUUAAAGUAAAUUGCCUUGGUGAGCUUGCAAACUUUUGCUCUUUCCUCUUCAAGUGUGGUGUCAGUAACAAUGCCAACAGUCCCACCUGCAUGAAAGUAAUUUAACUCAUUACUAGGUUGUUUCGAGUCUGAGAUAAUUAACAAAAGCAUGGAUUUAGGGUUAAAAGAGCGACUGUAAAAAUUGUAACUCAAAAUAAUGCUGCUGCCUCUAGCUUGGCUAAAGCUCAGUCAAUUUUGAUGAUGAACAAACUGAUGACCAAACACAAAGGUUUAUAAAAUCUUUUUUCUCCAGCCUCAGGCACAAACAUGAGUUGAGGGGUGGUAUCUGUGCGACCCCUUUUCGUUUUGAAUUACUGCCUCAUGAUAAAAAUGCAAAAAGCACAAAAAGAUGUUGUGAUAUAAAAUUUAGCAAAGCUCUCCUGCCUUUAGUCCAUGAUACAGAGAGAUGCAGUCAAUGAAAAUAUAAAUGAACAUUUCCUUGACACACUGACCUCCAGAUUUGCUGGAAAAAUCUCGUGCCAUCCGACAGGCCAAAGACGAGAGGACCUUUCAUGUCUUUUACUACCUGCUGACAGGAGCUGGAGACAAACUACGCAGUAAGAAUGAAACUGCCUAUAUCUCUGUUUGAUCAUGUAAAAAUCCUUACUGUGUCUCCAGUCUCACUCUAGAACUUUUUAUUCCACAGAUGAACUCCUCCUCGAGAAUUACAACAACUACCGAUUCCUUUCCAAUGGGAACGUGACAAUCCCUGGGCAGCAGGACAAGGACAUGUUUGUGGAGACCAUGGAGGCCAUGAAGAUCAUGAGCAUCCCAGAGGAUGAGCAGAUCGGUAUGCCAGACAGAAAAAAACACUUGUACUAUACUUUUCAUGUGGGCCUGUGUUAUUCUUUGCGUGACCCUCAUUCUAAGAUUUGUUAUCCCAGUUUUGAAACCAUAAAAUGUGAGUUAGUUGAAUCAAUACAGAGAGGUAACUUAUCCAAAUAAAGACUUAGGAGUAGAGGGCUGUAAAUGAUGAUCUUAAAAAGUGUAGAAAAGGCAAAAACUGGUACAUAGUAAUUCACUAGAAUGCUGGCGAUUACGUCCAUGAUACUCAAUUGCCAAUUUAAUUGACAACUGCUAUUUAAUGUUUAACCAGCACAAAGUGGCUUCAGUUUAAUCUUCCUUCAUGAUAUCAGCUUUUUACUGCUGUUGAGGAACCUUUGUCACCACGGAUGCAGGAGUACUUUCACUUCUGAGGGUUGAAAUUGAACCUAGCUGACCUUUCGAAAACUGUACCAUCUGUAUAGAAGCUGCAGGAUUUAACCAUUGAGCUAAACCGGCUCCCAGCUAUAAAUUAAGUGUUCAAUCUGUGUAUCUCCCUGCUUUUGAUUUUCUUUUUCACUCACAUUCCUGCUUUUGAUUGGGAACACUGAAUCAUGUUAAUGCUUCUGUUUGCUCUUUUGUGAAUCAGGCAUGCUGAAGGUGGUGUCCUCUGUGCUGCAACUGGGUAACAUGACCUUCAAGAAGGAGCGUCACACAGACCAGGCCUCCAUCCCCGACAACACCAGUAAGCAAAACUUCAGGGAAAUUUAAUUGUCUGUCGUCUCAAAAGUCAUCUACUAUUUUUGAAAGAGUUGAAAAGUCUGAUGGCUGUGGAUACAAACUAAUGUUAGUGUAUCAUAGCAGACUUCAUUCACAUUCACAGUAUCUGGUUUAUAAAUCACCAAUCAUGUUUACAGCUCCACUUGCAAAAAACAACCUGUUAGAAAAUCCAUGCUUCAAUAAGAACACUCAGUGGGAUGCUUGAUUGACAGCCAUAUCACAUUGUAAACACAACCAAACACUUGAUGAAGUCAGUGACAGAUUUAAAAGCUUUCUUUCGAUCACUUUGAACCUGCCGACAUAAGUACAGACAUUACCUAAACUUUAAAGAGCGAGUGUAACGGCCAUGGGUGGGCCCCCCCAGGACAAAUACCUUUUACAUGUCUUCAGAUUAAAGAGAACUGACUGACUAAUGACUGCAGGGAUAUGUAAAAUCUUUAAAUAUUGAGUGUCAUCAUCCUUAUUUUCCCCCAAACUUUCUCUCCAUGGCACUAGUAUUUGUACAUUUCUUAGUAAACUUGUAAAUAGAACAUGAUAUGGUUUGCUAUAAAGGAUGAUCAUGAUCCUGCAGUUAUAUUUUAUUAACUGUAUCAUAUUACUCCACUUCUCCCCUUCCUUCUGCAACAGCCGCCCAGAAAGUGUCUCACCUCAUGGGCAUGAACGUCACAGACUUCACCAGGGCCAUCCUGUCGCCCAGGAUCAAAGUGGGCCGAGACUACGUGCAGAAGGCCCAGACCCAGGAGCAGGCUGAGUUUGCUGUGGAGGCCCUGGCCAAAGCCACAUAUGAGAGGAUGUUCCGCUGGCUCGUCAUGAGGAUCAACAAAGCGCUCGACAAGACCAAGAGGCAGGGGGCGUCCUUCAUCGGCAUCCUGGAUAUCGCUGGCUUUGAGAUCUUUGAGGUGAGGAGCUGAAGUGAUUUUAUGAUUUAACAUUUUGGAAUAGAGUAUGUUUGACUCUUUCGUACAGUUAGUCUUAAAGUGACACCUCAUUUUUCUUUGAAUAUUUUGCUACAACUGUUUGUUGAUUUAUUUUCCUCCCGUGUUCUCCAGCUGAACUCCUUCGAGCAGCUCUGCAUCAACUACACCAACGAGAAGCUGCAGCAGCUCUUCAACCACACCAUGUUCAUCCUGGAGCAGGAGGAGUACCAGAGGGAGGGCAUCGAGUGGAGCUUCAUCGACUUCGGCCUGGACCUGCAGCCCUGCAUUGACCUCAUCGAGAAACCUGUAAGUCUGAAAGCCUCAUUUGUGUCUGGCAUAAUGAGUUUCUUAUGGUGAAAUCAAAAACCUCUAACAUGUUCUAACCUCUCCAAGUUUCUUUCUUUUGAUGAAGGGAUGUGUCUUUUUUUAAUGUUCAGUUUUUAAUAUAUUAACUGGGAAAAAGUCAUAAUGAAACUUUUAUUUUUUUUCCAUUGUGAUUUCUUUAAAUGAUGAAGAGUUCCAGUCUUUUUUUGUAGUUCUCUAAAUGCAAAACCAAAAGCAAGAUUCAGGCUGUUGUAAAGAGAUGACGUGCAAAAUCUUCCUUGGAGAGGCUCCUUUGAAAUGGGAUGAUAUAGUGAAUUCUGGGGGGAUUUCAAGUCACCUAACUUUUAAAGUCAAAGCACAUCUGUCCCCUUUAGCACUCAGCGUCAAAGCUACUAUAUCAGGGACCAGUCAGGCUAGUGACAGGCAACAACUAUUAAUGCCUGGAGCUUGUGUAAGUUUCCAAACACAGCUGGUUAAGGGAGAGGUAUAAAUGCCCUACAGCCACUCCAGCGCAGUUUCUUGUAUCCCCUGAAGCUUCUGAAUGCAGCAUGAGAGUUAGCUUUAAUAAAUCAACUCGCAAACAAUUCAGGAAAAAAGAGACAAAGCCAGUAUUACCACAAAUGGUACUGCUGGCUAUCUUAAAUCAUCGCAAGGCACAUAGUUCUUUGAUGACAGCCCUGGAACAAGAUACUGCUUUUUCUAAUUGUUUGAGAAUGUGCUGUUGUUACACUUGCAGGUGUCUGCAGAAGACUAGGGUUAAGUGAUAGGAUCCAUGGCAUAAAACAGUCAUGUUAUACCAAAAAUAACAUUCUAGGCUGGGGAUAAACCUGCUGUGUAACCUUUAUGUUCUUGUAUACAACUGGCUGCAGCACCGAAACAGAUCCAUCAUUUUAUUAGUCAUUCCAAGUGUCAGUUUUGGUGAUGUUGGAAGCCAAACUGAACCAAAUAAGAACAGAAAAAUGCUUGAACACUGAGCUUACAUGCAGCGAGUUUAGAAUAAACUGAAUUUCUUGCUGCUUCACUUUUCAGGGUUCCAUUUUCUCCUGUUGUGUUUGAAUUGCAGAAAUGUUUUCACACAUGUAGUUGUAUUAAGUCAUAAACACCCCCCAUCACAAAAAACUCCUCUGAUUCCUUUAGUACUGGAGACUUUGCCUUUUCCUAGCUAAAAUAUUUCCAUCCGUCUACAUACAGGCCAACUCCCCUGGAAUCCUGGCUCUGCUGGAUGAGGAGUGCUGGUUCCCUAAAGCCACAGACAAGACCUUUGUGGAUAAGGUGCGCCAGGAGCAGGGAACUCACCCCAAGUUCCUCAUACCCAAGAAACUGAAGGACGAAGCCGACUUUUGCAUCAUCCACUAUGCUGGCAAGGUAAACAUGCAGUGUACUUAAUGCAUUCUCAUUUCUAUAUUUUAAUUUUGUCAGAUAUUUCAGUCUUUGUUCUCUCCUCUGUGACACAUUUGUAGAGACUAAGAAAGUGAUGAUUUCUGCCUGAUUCUCCUCUUCAGGUUGACUACAAGGCUGACGAGUGGCUGAUGAAGAACAUGGACCCCCUGAAUGACAAUGUGGCCACCCUUCUCAACCAAUCUACUGACAAGUUUGUGUCUGAGCUCUGGAAAGACGGUGAGUUUUAGAGACGUGAACUUGUUUUAGUCACGGAGGAAUCACUGCUUCCCUAUGGGGGCCAAUGAAUCAAUUUCAUGCUGGCUCUCUGUUCCUGGUUUGUGUUUCAUAUUGUCUUCUUUCUCUUUGUAUUGUCUGGUGUGUGAACCUUUGUAUUUACCUUCUUACUCGCCUUCUUGUUGUUUCCAUCCAUUUUUCACCUCUGUACGGUCCCAUUUUUGUCUGUCAUGAUUUUCUUUUUGCGGGGUCUCAGAUGUGCAGAAAUGUCAGAAAGCCUAUUUUUAUCGACGUUUUCCUUUUCUACACUCAGGCUCAGGUGACCAGGUUUCUUUUUCUUUUGUUUCCCCUCCUGAUAUUUGUUAAAACAAAGAUUUGUCCCGCAGCCAUUUUUCCUGAAUGUUCAGAUUUAGUUCAGGCUCAAAACCCCAUUUUUUUUUCUUCAUUUUUGAGUGUGUGACGUUAAAAGAAAAACCUUCUGGUGAUCUUGCCUCCUGAUGCUCUGUCAUUGAACUCUCCUUUUCUCCCUCUGUGUAAUAGCGUUGUUUGGGGACCCCUGGUGUUGGUCUUGGGUACUACAGCAAUGGGUAUAUACUGCAUGGGUUUGGUUUGGUUUUUUUGUUUUUUUUUAUCACCAUUAAAAAAAAAGAAAUACAUGCCCACUGCAACCACCAAGUUUGUCACCUUCCUGACACACAUACAUGCAUAAUUCAAACCAUCACACAUAGUUUCCACUCGAAGAACCGGCAGCUUUAACAGCUGACCAGUCCUCUCCACCCACUGCACUGAGUUUUCCCGUUCUGAUGUGUGAUCUCUCCACGCUUCACUUGCUGUUUUGCCAUCCUGCCCUCGAUCCUUGUUUCCCUCCUUGUUCACUGGGUGUUUGUGUGGUGUCUCACUGGUCCUGGUUUAAUGAACUUUAGAGCAAGAGAAGUGGAGAGAUAAAGGUCAUAUUCAUUCUUCCUUAUGACAUGCACAUGUCUUGUGUUUGCCUGGUUAAAUGUUAAAACCGAAGACACAAAACACAACAGCUUCUAACACUGUCUCUUCUUUUUAUGUCUCUGUUAUCCUCCCUCUCUCUCUCUCUCGUCUCCUCUCUCAGUGGACCGCAUCGUGGGCCUGGAUAAGGUGUCCGGCAUGUCUGAUGGCGCCGGUGCCUUCAAGACUCGUAAAGGCAUGUUCCGCACUGUGGGUCAGCUGUACAAAGAGCAGCUCUCCAAACUCAUGGCCACUUUGAGGAACACAAACCCCAACUUUGUCCGAUGCAUCAUCCCCAACCACGAGAAGAAGGUACCAUUAUCGUUAGGGGUGUACUGUCUCAGGCACUUUACGAUUUGAUCACAACUCAGGGUGCUGUGAUUCAGUUGUUAUAUGAUUAUAACGUUUAUCACAAUUAUCGAUGCAUCUUAUUUUCCCCGUAUACGGGGAAUUUUUUGAACAAGGUAUAUCUGUCAACAUCCAUUAAACAAAGUAAACAAAUUUACCUCUAUUAUGUUUUAUUUUUAUCAGACCAAGCAAUCCAACACUUUUGUUCACAACAAAAAGCUGCUCUUAUUACAUCAAGUGCUGUAACUAUUACAGGGUUCCUACGCAAGUAUGGAAAGUAUGGAAAUAAAUUUGAUCAAUUUCCAGGUUUUAAAAAGUAUGGAAAAUGAAAAAAUAAAGUAUGGAAAAAUAUUUAUGUUUCCAGACUAUAACCACAGUUCUAAAAUACUGUUUUCUAAAAUAGAAAAGUAGGUAUUUCAGCUUUAAUCUGAUCUAACAUAAAGUGAUAAUAAUAACUUAACCUCAGUAGUAAUAAAGACUUUUAAACAAAGUAUUCAGUGAGCAGCAUAGCAUCCCACAACAAUCAAACAUUUUUGCUUUUCACAACCAAAAGCAGCUUUAAAUCUGAAUAAGUGAUGGAUGAACAGAAUAAAUAAAAUCCUCCACAGGCUGGAUUUCAAACCCAAAAAAUAGAGAGUUAGAGAGUUGGCUGCCUCUGCGUUGUUCAACAGUGUGUUAUAAGUCUGUCCCUUAAAAGUGUCCGGGCAGAUUUGUAAGUCUGUCCCUCUCAACUGCAAAUAUUCUCCCCUCCCAGGCUGGAAAACUGGACCCUCACCUGGUUCUGGACCAGUUGAGAUGUAAUGGUGUGCUGGAGGGGAUCCGUAUCUGCAGACAGGGCUUCCCUAACCGCAUCGUCUUCCAGGAGUUCAGACAGAGGUAACACAAGAUCAGCACUCUUAUCUAAUAUCUUCCAGCACUCUUGUCUUUUUCCCUGUGGUGCUUAAGAAAAUCUCAAAUUCAUCAUCCGCUCCUCGGCCAGGUAUGAAAUCCUCACUCCCAACGCCAUCCCCAAGGGUUUCAUGGAUGGAAAGCAGGCCUGCGUGCGCAUGGUGAGGCACCCACUGAGUUGGAGCUGAGCUCCUCAACAGCUGGUCCCUCUGCAGUUUGUCUGAUUGAUCAAUCUGUUUCCUGUCCUGUCAGAUCCAAAGCCUGGAGCUGGAUCCCAACCUGUACAGGAUCGGCCAGAGUAAAGUGUUCUUCAGGGCGGGAGUUCUCGCUCACCUGGAGGAGGAGAGAGACAUGAAGAUCACAGACAUCAUCAUCAGUUUCCAGGCCUGGUGCAGAGGCUACGUCGCCCGCAAGUAAGUGAAGAUCGUCACCAUGACCGAACUGUUGUUGGAUUCUGUCCAGAAGGUGCAGAAAAAAAAAAAUUCAGAGUAAAAAAAAUUGAGCAAACUCCAUCCAUUCAUUUCACACAGCCUUUACUUUGGUAAAAGUUUAAUGCUUUGUUUCAUGGAGACUUGUUUCCUGAGUGUUUGUGUCUAAUAUCACUUUGUAGGGCUUUCGCUAAGAGACAGCAGCAACUGACUGCGAUGAAGGUGAUCCAGAGGAACUGCGCUGCUUACCUGAAACUCCGAAACUGGCAGUGGUGGAGACUCUUCACUAAGGUAACCCUUGGUCUCCUCAACACUUUAUUAUCACUUUUCACUUUUUUCACUUUCCUAACUUCUCCUCCUACCACCAUUCCGUCUUUAGGUGAAGCCUCUUCUGCAAGUCAGCAGGCAGGAGGAGGAGAUGAUCGCCAAGGAUGAAGAGCUGACGAAGGUCAAGGAGAAGCAUUUGUACGCUGAGCAGCAGCUGAGGGAGAUGGAAGAGAAACAGCAGCAGGUAAACUUUUCAUCUCAUUUCAUUUUUUCAUUCAAACAUGGAAAACAGACUGAUCGGAGAACAAAGCACACUGGUGGAAAGGCUACACAAGUACUGGAUGUUUUGCUGAUAUUUUCAGUGUCACUUUAGCCGACACUGAUAUAAAUACUGAUCUAUGCAUGGAUUGUUUUGUUUCUUCAGAUCUCAUCAGAAAUUGUCACGCCUGCCAAUACUUUUAGAUUUAAACUUUGGGGCAGUUUCUCCCGAGCAGAUUAAAAAACAAUCUCCUUGCUCUGCUUGCAGCUGGGUGCUGAGAAGAUGGCCCUGCAGGAGCAGCUCCAGGCAGAAACCGAACUCUGCGCCGAGGCCGAGGAGAUGAGAGCUCGCCUGGCCGCCAAGAAGCAGGAGCUCGAGGAGAUUCUCCACGACCUGGAGGCUCGUGUGGAGGAGGAGGAGGAGCGCGCCUCUCAUCUGUCCACGGAGAAAAAGAAGAUGCAGCAAAAUAUUUCAGUAAGUCUGAAGAACUCGCCUUUUUAAAACGCGUAGAAACAUUUGAUAAGAGAAACGCGCUGAAUGAUUCACAUCUUUCAACUCUGAACAGGAUCUGGAGCAGCAGCUGGAUGAGGAGGAGGCAGCCAGACAGAAGCUCCAACUGGAGAAGGUCACCAUGGAGGCCAAGAUGAAGAAGAUAGAGGAGGAUGUUAUGGUUCUAGAUGACCAGAACAACAAACUAAACAAGGUAUGGUUGAUAAUGAAUGAAGACGCAUGUUACUAGUGACUCUUCUGACGGGUGAGUGAUUUCUGAAGGUCUUAAUAUUUCCUGUUGAUGCUCACAGGAGAAGAAGUUGCUGGAGGAGAGGAUCUCUGAGUUCACCACCAACCUGGCUGAGGAAGAGGAGAAAUCCAAGAGCCUGCAGAAACUCAAGACCAAAUAUGAGGCCAUGAUCACAGACCUGGAAGGUAAGGAAGAGACCAUGAUAGGACCUCAAAGAGGGCAACCAGUUACCCCAGAAUCUAGCUAGAAACUUCUUCUUUUUCAUCUAAUCAUAAUAUCUUUUCGGUGACCAUUAGACCGCCUGCGCAGGGAGGAGAAAGGACGCCAGGAGCUGGAGAAGAACCGCCGCAAGCUGGAGGGGGACUUCACUGAAGUUCACGACCAGAUUUCUGAACUGCAGGCACAGAUUGCUGAACUCCGUGCUCAACUGGCCAAGAAAGAGGAAGAGCUCCAUGCAGCUCUAGCCAGGUCUGUAUAGACAUCUACUUUAUUUUUGCCUGGAGUCAUUGUUCGGCUGAUUUGCCAUUUUUCUCACUUUAACUGACCUGCGUCUCUCCUAAGGAUGGAGGAGGAGGCAGCCCAGAAGAACCUGGCCCAGAAGAAGAUCCGCGAGUUGGAGGCUCAGAUCUCUGAACUGCAGGAGGACUUGGAGCUGGAGAGAGCAUCCCGUGUAAAGGCAGAGAAACACCGCAGAGACCUGGGAGAAGAGCUGGAGGCCCUCAAGACUGAGCUGGAAGACACUCUGGACUCCACAGCCGCUCAGCAGGAGCUCAGGUAAAGAUUCCGCUCUUGGGGUAGUUAGAUUUGUGCAACCUCUGGUCAUUAUAUGACACGGCAUGACAGAUUAACCCCUGCUAUCCCUGCUCAGGACUAAACGAGAGACCGAGGUGGCACAUCUUAAAAAAACUCUGGACGAUGAGGCCAAAGUCCACGAGCAGCAGCUGUCGGAGAUCAGACACAAACACGGCCAGGCCUUCGAUGAGCUCAAUGAGCAGCUGGAGCAAGCGAAGAGGGUACAUCCUUUCAGCUUGUCUUUUCUUUCCUAAUGUACACGUAAUUUCCGACAGCAAAGAUCUUGACAACAUUUACCUUCCUGCAGAACAAAGUGUCCAUGGAGAAGGCCAAGCAGGCUCUGGAGUCAGAGAGGAACGAGCUGGCCAUCGAGCUGCAGACGCUGAGUCAGGGGAAAACCGACUCUGAGCACCGCAGGAAGAAAGCCGAAGCCCAGGUCCAGGAGCUGCAGCUCAAACACACAGAGAGCGAGCGUCAGAGGCAGGAGCUGGCAGAGAAACUCGCAAAAACACAGGUACGACUUCAGAAACCGAGUAAUGGGGUGGUUGACUUUCAGAUCUUUGUUUCAAUCAAACACUAAAUACAUGAUGUUUUGUUAUCGUGUUUCUGCAGACUGAGCUGGAAAAUGUAAGCGCCGUUCUGUGUGAUGUGGAAGGCAAAUCCAUCAAGGCGACCAAGGACUGCUCUGCUGUGGAGUCCCAGCUGCAGGAUGUUCAGGUACACAGACCAUACCUUCUCCUCUUCGCAGUUUUGAGCACAGCAGUUCACGCUAAAAACAUUCACUUCAAGUUUUCUGUUCUAAAAGAGGAGGAAAAUUACCUCAAAUAUUAUGUUUAAGAAAACUGCUUCGUUGACCGGUCUGCUCCAUGAUAUUGCAUUUAUUUCUGUGCUGAUAACAGGAGCUACUCCAAGAAGAGACACGCCAGAAACUGUCUCAGAGCACGCGUGUGCGCCAGCUGGAGGAGGAUCACAACAACCUGAAAGAGCAGCUGGAGGAGGAAGAGGAGGCCAAGAGAAACGUGGAGAAGCAGCUGCAGACAGUGCAGGCUCAGGUGAGAGGAAGCCUGGUCUCAGCGUUCCUGCAAUUUAGGCGCAAAUUUGCAACAUUUUCAUCUUCCAACAUGCUCGAGAAUUUUUUAUAAAAUGGACAGCAAAAGUUUAAAGGAAAUGUUUCUUUCUGUAGCUUGCCGACAUGAGGAAGAAGGUGGAGCAGGAUGCUGGCUGCCUGGAGAGCGCUGAAGAAGGGAAGAAGAGGCUGCAGAGGGACGUGGAAGGACUUAACCAGCGCAUGGAAGAGAAAUGCGCCGCCUUUGACAAGCUGGACAAAACCAAGACCCGUCUGCAGCAGGAGCUGGACGACAUGGUGUUGGACCAGGAGCACCUGCGACAGAUUGUCACCAACCUGGAGAAGAAGCAGAAGAAGUUUGACCAGGUUAGAGAUCUUAUGUCGCAUAUUGUGUAAUAGAGGUUGUUUUAUUUUCACGUGUUGGAGUCUAAUCUUUAAUUUCAACACCAUCAUCCUGAAUUUGUUUAGAUGCUGGCCGAGGAGAAGAACAUUUCCGCCCGCUAUGCAGAGGAGCGUGACCGAGCCGAGGCUGAGGCCAGAGAGAAGGAAACCCGAGCGCUGGCUCUGACCCGUGAGCUCGACUCUCUGAUGGACAUCAAGGAUGAACUGGACCGCAACAACAAACUCCUGCGGGCUGAAAUGGAGGACCUCGUGUCUUCUAAGGACGACGUUGGCAAGAGUGUAAGUCUGUUGAAAGCUUGUCUGUGUGCUUUUUUCAGGAAACAUCCUCGUCUUCAUCAUCCCCCGUUAUGUCCCUCUUCCUGCAGGUCCACGAGCUGGAGAAGUCCAAACGUGCGAAUGAGCAGCAGCUGGAGGAGAUGAAGACCCAGCUGGAGGAGCUGGAGGACGAGCUGCAGGCCACAGAAGACGCCAAGCUGCGUCUGGAGGUCAACAUGCAGGCCAUGAAGGCUCAGUACGAGAGAGACCUGGCUGGACGGGACGAGAUGGGAGAGGAGAAGAAGAGAUCCCUGGUCAAGCAGGUACAAGCUGGACGAAGAGCUAAUACUUAUAUUGUCUUCUGUCUCAUGUGGAAAACAGUUUUAGGAGUAAAUUCAGAUGAAAAUUAAUUCAUCAAUUAGAAGCCUUUCUUGCUAUUUUAUUGAUGUUGGGGCCUGAAAACAUGGUCUGUAGGUGAAGAAAUCCCCAAAUUCUUUGAAAUUUACUCUGAAAUUGUUGAUCUGACUGCUCACACAGUCCCUCACAGAAUGGUGGACCUCUUCCUGUCUGCACUUAUAAAAAAAAAACUCGGUCUCUCUGGAGAGCUCUUGUUCUUACCCAGUCAUGUAGUUGAACUGUUGCAAAUGAACCAAAGAGGUUCCUCGAGGUAUCUCUUUAUUUAGCAUUAACCAACUUUUUCAGAGUUUUGUUGUCCCAUCUCAAAUUACCGUUUUCAAAUGACAAAAUCCCAAACUGAAUAAGGACCAUCUCAAGCUUAAACCUCUGACUUCAGCAUGCACUAUUUCUAUAUCAUAAAUUAUACAAGUAAGGCUGAAUUUGGAUACUAAAACUUGAAAAAUGUGUCGUAUAUGGACAUUAAAUCAGACAUACAGGGCUUAUAGGUGUAGUUUCUUGGUCCUGUAUCAUGCAACAUUUAAAAACGAAUGUGCCUCCUUCAGGUGAGAGAAAUGGAAAUGGAACUGGAGGAUGAGAGGAAGCAGCGCUCCGCAGCUGUGGCUGCACGCAAGAAGAUGGAGUUGGACCUGAAGGAGCUGGAGGCGGGCAUCGACAUGGCCAACAAGAACCGAGAUGAGGCCCUGAAACAGCUGAAGAAACUCCAAGUGAGUCCAACAUAUUCAGAGUUAAAUCAAAAUGCCAUCUGGAUAACAUAUUCAGAUACAGGGAUUGUGGUGCGCUUCCACUCUGACUGAGUCCUCUGAUUGUCCAGGCCCAGAUGAAGGAAUUGAUCCGGGAGCUGGAGGACACUCGCAUGUCCAGAGAGGAGAUCCUCGCUCAGAGCAAGGAGACGGAGAAGAAGCUGAAGGGCAUGGAGGCCGACAUGCUCCAGAUGCAGGAGGUUAGUUUGUUUUUUCUUUUGAGUAAUGAUUUCUGAUCUCCUUCAGCGUGGCUUGCUCCUCACUCCACUCCCAUUUAUCUUUGUGCAGGAGGCAGCAGCUGCAGAACGAGCAAAGAGACAGGCUCAGCAGGAGAGAGACGAACUGCAGGAUGAGAUUAACAGCCAGGCUGCCAAGAAGUAAGACGCCCCUCAUUUUUUCAGUAACAUGACAGCUGCGCGCAUCAUAAGGUAAUCAUCUUCAAUCUUAUUCCCUCAUUUCUUCCUUCUACCUCCUAGUGCUCAGGCUGCAGAGGAGAGGAGACGACUGGAGGGUCGCAUUGCUCAGUUGGAGGAAGAGCUGGAAGAGGAGCAGUGCAACACUGAGCUGGUCAACGACAGGCUGAAGAAAGCAAUGCUGCAGGUCAGUGAGCAGAGAGUGCCUGAUACGUUAACCUGCUGCCAGUUAAGUGUUUAAUGAUUCCUUCCGGUCUAGCAUCCUCUGAUAUCUGGUUUACCUUUAUUUUCAGACUGACCAGAUGAAUGUGGAGCUGACUGCAGAGCGCAGCACCUCCCAGCGUGUGGAAGGAGCGCGUGCUCAGCUGGAGCGUCAGAACAAAGAGCUGAAACUGAAACUGCAGGAACUGGAGGGAACCGUCAAAUCCAAGUAUAAGGCCAACAUGGCCGCCCUGGAGGCCAAGAUCGCUCAGCUGGAGGAACAAGUGGACAUUGAAACCAGGUGAGGAAAGACUGCACUUUCACUUAACAUUGUAUAAUCAGUAUACUUCUGUACAUAGAUGUAACAAAUAAUAUAACAUCGAUGUUUUCAGUCUGACCUUUUGUUGUGUUCUUAACUCAGAGAGAGACAGCAGGCCACCAAGCUGGUGAGACGCACAGAGAAGAAACUGAAGGAGGUCAUCCUGCAGGUGGAUGACGAGAGACGCAACACCGAGCAGCACAAGGACCAGGUCAGAGGUUUUCAUCAUUAUUAUCAGACUGUUUCUGUCCAAUGUUCUGCCUGUCCUUUCUGUUGUCAGUUUAGUGAGGUUUUAGUUUUUCAUUUUUUUCACACGAGAUUUUUCCAAGGCAGCCCCUCCACAGGUUUUAUUUGUAGUGCUUCGGCAAAGUCAGAAAAUUCAGGGCCUGUGUCCACUAGCUGCGUUAACAGUAGAGCAUCCAAGUGAAAUAAUAAGUGUGAACAACCUGAAUGAGUAAUUUCUGUUUUUACUGAUUAUACAAAAAAUCCUGAUUAUUUUACCUUUUGAUCAGAAGUAUUCUCAUUAACAAUAAAGUUUGGGACCCAAAAUGAUCAUUUAAUAAAACUAGAUUCAUACAAGGUAGUUUCUCAACAGUAUAUCUGAUAUCUUAUUGUUGUAGGUUAUCUAAAUGUAUCCGUUAAUGACUGCAGGUGGACAAGCUGACCUCACGUAUGAAGCAGCUGAAGCGUCAGCUAGAGGAGGCUGAGGAAGAGGCUCAGAGAGCAAACGCCAACCGAAGGAAGCUGCAGAGAGAGCUGGAGGACGCCACCGAGUCCGCAGACGCCAUGAACCGUGAAGUCAGCUCCCUUAAGAGCAAGCUCAGGUGAGAAGAUGAACCAGGAAGUCCCCAAUGACCUUUAAAGCCACCGUACCUUCCUCAUUCUUUCUCCAAGUCCACUUCCUUAUCUCAGAUCUUCCCUGACUGUGCGCUUGCUGUAAUAUUUUUUUUUUGUCUUUGUUUCAGACGUGGCGACCUUCCCUUCAUGGUGCGGCGCACUGUCCCGCGGGGGACAUCAGGCAUCGAAAGCGACGAGGAGAGCGAGACGAAGAGCGAGACCUCUGAGCCGAAACCUGAAUGAAGAGCCACAGUGCCGCUCGACCCUUUAGAAACUGCAUCACACAAACACAAACCCAAAACCACACGAGCACACACAUAACUGUACCUACUGACUGGAGAGCGACACAAAGAUAAGAAUGUUGUUCAACUAAAGACAGGGAUUUUAGUCCUGUGACAGUCUGAUCUAUACAACAUGACAAUCUAUGCAUUCUUAACACACUCUGACACACACACACAGAAGCCAGUAAACUCGGACAAUCACCAUGCUGACGACACACAAACAUGUUUAUUUUUUGGGCCAAAUUUUUUUUUUUCUUUUGCUUCAUUUUUUCAUUCUCUGGGAAAAAAAUACUGAAAGAAAAGGAUAUUUUUAUAAGGAAACAUUCCAAUUAUGAAUAGUCCUGAUUUAGGAUCUAUUUUUCUAAUUGAAGAAAGAGAAAACAAAAUGAGAAGUAUGGGUAAAUGAAGACCGAUCACAGGAAGGGGACCAAAGUAAUAUCUCGAUCUAUAGAAUUGUAUUUUAUGCAGACGUUUUUAUAAUGGUUAAAUGGAAGUGCUUCGUGUUUAUUAUGCUCACGCUCUGGCCUCAGUUUAUUAUGAAGGUUUAUAUGCUGAAAUGUAUUCUAUCCAUUUAGCUGCAGUUAGUACUCCUGACUAUGCUUUUGGGCUUAACAAUGUGAUGCGCACACAUUUCAUGCAGAAACAUAAAACCAGAGGCAGAAUUCAGGUAACAAAUUGGACUCUGAGGCAUAUUGAAGGCAUUUAUUUGAUUGUGAAUGUGCUGAAAUUUUAAAAUUUUGCACUGAGAUGAAAGAAAAAACACUUAAGCCUUGACAUAAACCACUGCCUUUUUGUGCUUCAUGGAAAAACAUUGACGAAGGAGCUCAGAGUGCCAACACACACUAAGGCCUUAAACGCGUCUGACUUCUCCCAGGAAGGGUUGUUGGCUUUUUAUCUGGACAUGCAUUGAUAUAUAUAUUUUUUAUUUUACGUUCAUCACUAUCAGUGUUUUUGUUCAUGUUUGAGGUGAAGUUUAAGUGGGGUGGUGGGGUUGUUUAUUACUCACAGCACACACUGUAUUCUCAGAGCACAGUUUGUUAUGGGGGAAAACGCAGGUGCAGAAGGUGAGAAAAAUACCUGUUUCCUGCAGCCUUUUUGCUCUGUACUCUCACUGAUAUGUUGGAUUAAUCUGCAGCCAGUUACUCAUUCAUCAAAAACGGUUAAAGCGCAUACAAACUUGUGUGUGAGGAUGAUGUUGACCCCUCACAGGCUGUGCUCAGGGGGCAGCUUAUGGCUCACACUGCUGGGAAGUGAGAGGAUUGUGUUGUUUCUUACAAAUAACAGCUCAGAAUUUAAACCAUCUCUUUAUUCGCACUUAAAAAAAAGAAACAAAAAGAGGAAAAUACUGCAUCUCCAACAAUGUUUGUCUGUCUGCACCUCUGGAAUGGAUCUCAUGUUGUGAAAUGUUGGUGUUAUUGCAAUUAAAGAGGCUUUCUAAACUGCUA